GGCCUCGCAAGGCACGUUCGCAGCGCUCGCUCAUCAGACCGGUCGUGGUCGGAGGCCGUCUGGUCUGGCGUGCGUGUAUCGUGGAGGCUCACUUCACGAGUGUCACUCGAGCGAUUCGCAUCGGCACGAAGGUUCUCCUCGGGUUUGUGCGUUCACCGACAACGAGUGUUAUGUGCAUUUGGGCUGCCGGCUAACCGAUCGUCGACGGCUGAGACCUUGUGGUGCACAGCGUGUAGCGACGCCGCUCCGGGUGUGUGCUUCGGGACGCGUCGUCUGCUCGGCAGCAAGAAUCCAAGAUGGCAGCGCCCGGCCGUACUGCGAGUGGAGCAGCCAGUUUGUUUGCAAGGACCCUAUGCGGACUGCUGCUCUGUGUUCUGCUGAAAUGCACCGUGGUCGCUUACGGGAAGCAAAUCACGUGCGCGUGCACGACGCAACACUGCCGCGAGCAGGGCACCAGCCGCUGCAACACGACGUCCAUGUGCUACACGCAGUACCUGCAGAGCCGCGACCCCAACACGGACCCGAUCACGCGCGGCUGCAUCAACAGCCGCACGCCGCUGCUGUGCGAGAACCGGCGUCCCGCGGUGCACUCGGCCGCCCGGUGGCCGCAGCUCGUCUGCUGCAGCAGCAACCUCUGCAACGAGGGCAUCCUGCCGCCGCCGCUGCACGCAGAGACGGCAUCUUCGUGGCCCGCGCUUCGACCCGAGGCGAGCAGCAGCGGCGUGGGCGACGGCGUGCCCGCUUCCACCGAGUUGCCGCAGCAGCCGCCCAACGAUGACGACGGCGACGACCGCCUGCUGAGCCCCGUGCACGUGGCGGUGCUGUCGGUGGGCGCCUGCGCGCUGUUCGCCGUGGCCCUUCUCGUGAUCGUGGCGCUCGUGCGGCGCCACGCGGGACUGCUGGGCGCGCGCUACGUGCGCGGCAACUACAUCAAGGGCCGCCGGCAGAGCGCCUCCGACGACGGCACGCCGAACGGUGGCACCUACGACAACAAGAUGGCCGUCGUCUCCUGAUCAGGGGCCGGUCGCCGCCUCAGUGUGUGUGUGUCCGUGCGCGCGCACCUUCUCAACGCGCCAUCACCAGGGAGACUCGUUAUCAAAGUGAACUCUGGUGGGGUGGACGCUCGAACCUGGGACCAAGUGGUGCACGUGUGAGUUAAGUGGAGGAGUCGUCGAAGGGCACCGCGGUUGGGACACUCGUGAGGUGUCCGGGAGACCACGUGGAGAGCCAGCCAAGCUGUUAUGGUGACAUUUGGAAGUAUGGAAGUCCGACCUCUAUCAGACAUCAUCCUGCCGAAUCACACGUCGGCCGUGAGGCCUGAACGCUGGCCCAUGCUUUUCGUGGGGCAGCGAAAGCUUGUCCUAAGAGUCAGUGCCUUCGCCGGAAACAUUGCAGUGUCGUAGUUUCGCGCCCGAGCUCUUGCGAUUAUCGACCUAAAUGUUUAGCUCGAGGUUGUGCGAUCUGUGACCCUCAGCGAGUAGCGCGUAUCUGGGUAACCCAACUCUGUACAAGUGGAACGUGCUUUUCUGAAAGGCAGCUUGCGUCCGGUUGCGUGUCCGCUGGCUCGCAGAAUGCACCGCAGGCGCUUGCGAGGGCAGGUGAGCUUUUCGUAGCGGUACCUGGUCGCGACGUCCUGUUGAUUCCGAGAAAAUCCGGGACCCCGCAGGGCAGGCGUGACGUCCCCGCGGCCCUACGUGGGCCGUGUGUAGUAUAACACUGCGAUUGAGCGCACAGCGUUGACCUUCGGAACGGGCGUUCCCGAUCGCUCACGUGACCGUUUCCUGUUCGCCAGUCGCAGCCAAGAAUCCGCGCCCGCCUGUUCGUUAAAUGCCAGCCGUCGAACGCUCGCGGGUCACGAUCCGGAGCAGGAUUUCUAGUGCCGGCCUUCGGAGUAAUCGACACCUUAUUCGAUUAGGCAGUUUGUUAAACGCCUGAUACGCCAUUGAAAUAAGCUUUCGUCGGGACCAUCACCUAUGCUGCUGGUCACGGCAUAGCGGCCGAUCGUAUUGGGGCCAAAUAGUCGGCAGAUGUUAUCGGCGGCCGACUGUUCGAAGUUGGAGCUAUAUAACUUAUUCGUUUUCACCAAGACAAAUUGUCACUCCAAAAAAAAAAAAGUACAUAAGUUCGCUGGUUCCGAAGUUAUAGGUUCUGCCUGCAGGAGGUGUUGGCGUUGAAUGAUGGCUGAAUGAAGAUGCGACUAAUGACAUGGCGUCGCGUAAAGCUAAUGAACGCAAAUAUUCCUAUGUAAGUUAUAGAAAAUGAUCUUAUAUUAGGAAGCCUGAUGUACUAGGCGAUAUUCUCGAGCGAAGGGAAAGAACCAUGUAUAAAGAGCAGACUCAUACUUCAUUUAUUGGACGGACAGUCUACGUUAAAAGAAAAAAAAAAUCUCUCAGCACCAUGCUAAUUACGCACAUCCAAUACUACAGCCGCGAUAGAGGCGCGUAUUCAGGGAUCAACUUACUAAUCGUUUCGGCCAUCGCUCGUAGCGUUAGUGAGUUAGGCAUACAAAUACAAACGCGCUAGAAAUAAUGUUCCACUUGUUGCUUUCAUCAACUAGCCAUCGUGUUACUGCCUUAUUGAACCGCUGGAGUACCCGACCUUUAUCGCGUUCUUCCAGGACCACAUGUUCCCCAUCGUUGGUUGUGUGCUUCGUGCCCCUGUUCACUUGUUGUUUUUCGUGUUGUUGUUGACCGUACAGUGUUGUUGUACACACGUCCUCCAUUGUACAGUGAAAGUGUUCCUCUCGGAAGUGGAACGCGCACUUACACUCUGAAUUUGUGCACUGUAAAUAUCGCCUAUAAUGGGCGCUCCGCCAACUUUUUCUCACCUACGCUAUACCUGACCCGCCACCCCCGCCUUAGUCGCUGUGAUAGGGGGUUUGUUGGCGGGAUCGCUUGCUGAAUACUGCCGAGAACAAGGGAUCUAAAUUCUGCAGGCAUUCGUUCAAGAUUCGGUUCAUUUCUGGUUCUUCAUAAGGUCGCAUUUAGAUCUUCGUUAAACUACCAUAGGUAGCAUAUUGAAGGUGUGUGUGUGUGUCACGCUAAGAUUGGCAGCCUGGAAAAAAAACUAAUUAUCGAGAGGAGAUUACCCCCCCCCCCCCCUUCCGGUUGUCUCUCGAUUAAAUAGCACAUUUCAUCGAAUGGGGGCUGAGACAUACCCCAAAUAUUCACAGCUCCUGAUCUUCGUACAAAAGACACCAAAAUGUGCCUCGUUGACCGUGCCUUUUUUAAAAGACUCGCACGAAUUCGCUGUCAUUGUUCGAACCUGAUCGUCAUCUCUAGCUACCAGGCUCCAGGCUAUUCUAGGCAAAAGAACAGAAUGGAGCGAAAGAAAGGUUUUGAUGCCUGCAGAAUCUAUCCCGAAUACGCGGAACCCUAUACAGGGGUGCGCAGUAAGGUCGCGCGCCCGUCUUACGGCUGGCCUCUUCCUAACUUUUCUCUCGAAAAAACACGAGAGCAAUGUUUUGCUGCCUUUUAAGUGGCCUCGUUCUUGCCUUGGCCACUAACGGUGUCACCGGAAGGUCGCCUGUUUUGGCGCUGCCUUCUUGUCAGUUGUGCCUUCGCUCGCUUCUGACAUAGGCACGGAUGGUCUGCAAUGCAGCGCCAUUGUAGACCUCCACGGCCUGCUGGAGGUCCGGGUCGAAGAGCCCGUAAAGUGUUCUUUACUCGCUGCCAGUUCCAAUGACGGUACCUUUUUUUUUUUUUUUUUUUUUUUUUUUUUUGUAAGGCUGGUGCACACGACGGACGAAAGUACAGACUCCCAGAACGGACAACCCACGACGUGACUAUGAAACUGAUCCGCGCGGCGAAAGAAAAAUAGAGAUGGGAGGGAAAGGGGGGGGGGGGGGGGGGCAGAGAUUAUUCUGUGUUAGGAUAUCAGGUGGUCUACCCAUGCGCCAGCUUCCCAUCGAGCACAGCUCUUCACUCAUGACAGUUGCGCAACGGUAAAUUGACGCGCCACCAUUAACCGAGAAUACGAAACUUAGCCACGACUCCUCGCCACCAAUCGUCGUUUAAAAAGUCAUCGACAAACCCGGCUGCAAGAAAGGCGCUGAUUGGAAACGCUGUUUAUUUGGUGUUGCGUAAUGUGCUUUUCGCCAAUCGCUGUGGCAUUUUCUGAAACGCGCGGAAUUUCUCAACUUUUUCACGAUUGAAGAGCUCUGCCCUUGGAUGGCUUGCGGGGGGGGGCUACAACCUGAUCAGACCACUUUCUACCGCGGCCGUCGGAGGAGGGCGUGUUGGUGCUUGGGGCUGUAAGGUCCCUAGAUAAAACAAGUUUUCCUAGGGACCUUAUGUGGCUGUAAACCAGCGUCCUUGCUCUGCCGUCUGCUACUGCGCACCGCCGUAGACCGUCGUCUGCAUCUGCCUAACGAAAGCAAGGGUUCGGUCGAGCAGAAGACAAAAAGAGCACCGGUUUCUGGUUGCGGGCACACACUCCAUGCUCGAGUAUACCGCGGCGCGCAGUUGGAACGCGACCGCCAACGCCGCCGCGCCCCGUUCCAACUGGGCUCCACUUCCCGUCUGCGAAGCCAAGGCCGCAGCAGACGUUUAUACAUUCCCAGAUAUCUCGCACACGUCCGCUUGCUGCCAACGGACUUCUUUACUUUCCGGGCGCGCGAAGACGUGUUCAAAAGUGCCUGCGCGCGGUUUCUCUAAAGGCUUGUUAACAAAGGGGUGCGCGAGAGACGGUAUAGUUUACCAACCAGCACCAGUGAUACCGCUGCAUCCGUCCUGCAUCUUACAUUUCAUUGCAGUGGCCAGCAGGCCGGUCGGUGUCUUCGCGCGUUGUUCUUCAUUUCUUUUCUCAUUUUUCAUCGCUUCUUCUUUUUUGCGGCUUGUACUUGAAGACUAAACUUCGCGUUUCUGUCGUUGCGGUGUCUUUUGAGAUGUUUACUCGUUGCAUCAUGCAUUCCUGUGCCUUCCUUUCCAUGUUUCCUUCCUUUUUUGUUCCCUCCAAACCUGCGUCGGCACGACGCUUGACUAGAGUUGUACGAAUCUCGCUGUUUCGUUGUGUCGCAUGACGGAGUGUCCCUGCUCCGUCAAACGUGUUUGUUUCACCGCGAACCCACGCGCAAAGUGCUGCCGUGCCAAACUUUGAGUUGCUUCUGCGCUUAAUGAUUGCAGUGUAAAGUUGUCCGAGGGGCGGAGAGAACGGGUAGGGUGGGGGGUGGGGGGGGGGGGGGGGCAGUAUUUUUCACUUACAUAGAGAAAGCUCUUAACGACCGCAAUCCUAAGCGCUAAUUGCGCACAUCGCGGAGCCCUUUGUUAGAUGAUGGGAGGUUCUUCGUCGUUAUUCGUAUUUUAGUUUAUUCUCGUAUAGAAACACUGAGGGUAAAGGACAAAAAGGCACACGCCAGUACUCGACUAAGACAUUAAGCCCUGUAAAUACUGAUAUGAACAUAAACUUUUAUCUUCAACAUUCCUUAACCUAAUGCUUUUGAUUCGGCGUCUCGAAGCUGUCCGGGUAUUUGGAUAAUCGGCGAGAAAAUCGGAAGUGCGAUCCCGUCAUCGCGCCGCUGGCUAAGAGACACUGCGCAUGCUCAGGGCUGCCUCGGAGGGUUUUUGCCAAUGUUCAGUAAGUACUGUCAGGACACCACUGCUUGGAGAGUCGAGAUUCGUUAGGUGAAACACAUAUAAUAUUCAAACACUCACAGCAGCUUGCCGUAAGAGAGAACGCCUGCGAAUUAUUCGAUCAUUGAUUGAUACCAACGUUAGUCGUGAUAUCAAGAAUAUUUAUUUCUCACAAAGCAGCGACAAUGUUAAACUUUAUACUGUCGAAAAUACUAGUGAUGCGUACCCUCUAACAGUGGAUCAUCAUGUAUGUCUUGGCGCCGCAGGUCAGAAUUUCCAGUCUUUUAAGUGCCAGUGAGUACUGUUUGAUAGAUUUAAGUAUACGCUUGAUGUGGAGCUUUUGUCUAAGCACUGAUAAAUGAACACGCACGCUUUGCACGUGGGUUCGUCGCGUCUGACUCAAAAAAAUCUCCCCAUGUUGCACUCGAAACGAUCGUCUAGUUCGCUGUCACUUCGGUGCGAACGGGUUCCCGCACCAUCACUGUUAUUUCUCAAGUCAUGUGUUCUUUUAUUUUUUUCUUGCACGGAAAUGUUGUCCUAACUUAUUUAUUUAUGCUCACAUUAUUGAGUUAUCAUUAUUUGACUAUAUAUUAUUAUAUACAGAGAGAUGCUAUUCUAUUGAACGACAUGUCUCAGUGAAUUCAACGUGUCCUCUCUUUGUUGAUUGACGGUGGCGUGGUUGUACAUAAGAGUGAUAUAUACAUAUAUGUGUUUUUUUUUU
This is a messenger RNA of Dermacentor silvarum, 6291 nucleotides long. RefSeq lists its product as uncharacterized. The record is from RefSeq and is a predicted model, not a curated record. NCBI's taxonomy places the organism in Eukaryota, Metazoa, Arthropoda, Arachnida, Ixodida, Ixodidae. The transcript is spliced from 3 exons. Gene Ontology annotation, cellular component: membrane. Bases 297 to 1013 code for a protein of 238 amino acids. Gene Ontology annotation, molecular function: transmembrane receptor protein serine/threonine kinase activity.